AUGCUUUCCAGAUUUGCCCAAACCGUUGGGAAAAGAGCUAUCAAAGGAUAUAAACCUCAAAAGUUGCCGAAUCGAAAUGACAACGUAAUCAUAGCGAUGUCUUCUGGUGUUGACUCUUCAGUUUCAGCAGCUCUAUUUGCUGAACAGUACCCAAAUGCUCGAGGAAUUUAUAUCCAAAGCUGGGGAAAAUCACAGUCGCUAACAGAUCCGCAGCUGGAACCUUGCUACGAGAGAGAUUGGAAGGACGUGGGCCGAGUAGCUGAACAUUUAGGUAUACCGGUAGAUAAGGUUAAUUUUGAAAAGGAAUACUGGCUGGAUGUAUUUGAACCCAUGUUAGAAUCGUACAACAAAGGCUGGACACCCAACCCAGACAUUGGUUGUAACAGGUUUGUGAAAUUCGGUAAACUAAGAGAAUAUCUUGAUCAACAGUACGGCGCUAACAACUAUUGGUUAGUAACAGGCCAUUAUGCAAGGGUGCUGUCCUCGAGUUAUAACGACCAACCACACCUACUGAGAAGUUUUUACCCAGCUAAGGAUCAAAGUUACUACUUGUCACAGGUAGAUACCGACAUCUUGGGACAAUUAAUCUUCCCCACAGGCCAUUUGACUAAACCGGAGGUGAGAGAAUUAGCAGUAGCUGCAGGGUUAACUACAACCUCUCAGAAACCUGAUUCACAAGGGAUAUGCUUCGUAAACAAUUCUCAAAGUGGGAAAUUUAAGCACUUUCUGGAGCACUAUCUUCCGAAUUCUCCAGGUAACAUCGUAACUAUCGAAGAAGACGGUAAUAAGAGAGUUUGGGGCCGACAUCCUGGUCUGUGGUCACAUACGAUAGGACAAAAAGUGGGACUAUCCAUGCCACAAGGUGACCCCAGAUACGCAGGUUCCUGGUACAUCAGUGACAAAUUACAAGAUUCCAACGAACUCGUCAUCGUUAGAGGCAGAGAUAAUCCUGCACUUUAUCAGGAUACUGUGACAAUCACAAACACUUUUUCAUUGGAUCUCAAUUUUCGGCGCUUGAUGAAGGAAGCCAUUGAGCAAGGCAAGCUUUUCAUACAGUAUCGUUCUUUGCAAGACCCGAUCGCCGUAAAGGAUUGCCAUUUUGACCAAGAUGAAACGGUGCUUAAGCUAGGGAGUGCGCAGAGAGCCAUGGCUCCUGGUCAGUAUUGCUGCCUCUAUUUGCAAAAUCGGGUAUUGGGAUCAGGCACUAUUAGUCGUGUAGGAACGUAA
Messenger RNA from Zygosaccharomyces rouxii, 1227 nucleotides. RefSeq names its product tRNA-5-taurinomethyluridine 2-sulfurtransferase (gene SLM3). Gene Ontology annotation, molecular function: sulfurtransferase activity. The record is from RefSeq and is a predicted model, not a curated record. The transcript has a single exon. Gene Ontology annotation, biological process: tRNA wobble position uridine thiolation. Lineage: Eukaryota; Fungi; Ascomycota; Saccharomycetes; Saccharomycetales; Saccharomycetaceae. Gene Ontology annotation, cellular component: mitochondrion. The coding region runs from base 1 to 1227 and encodes 408 amino acids.